GAGCGGCUAGUCCUGGCUUUUACGGCGCCGUAGUCGGUGGUCAUCGGAGUUUUGGCACCGGCUCCCUUGAACCGCGUCGCUGGUAUUGCUGCUCUCGCCGCUUUUGCCCUGCGGGAUCAUGGUGUGCUUCCGCUUCUCCCUCGUUCCGGGCUUGGCGCUCGUUCUCGUCUGCUUAGUCCUGGGUGCUGCCCAGUCUUAUGCAUUGGAACUUGAUUUGACAAAUUCAGAAAAUGCCACUUGCCUUUAUGCAAAAUGGCGGAUGAAUUUCACAAUAUACUAUGAAACGACAAACAAAAGUCAGAAAACUGCAACCAUUUCAGACCAUGACAAUGUGACAUAUAUUGGAAGCAUUUGUGGGGAUGACCACAGUGGUCCCAAAAUAGCUGUGCAGUUUGGAUCUGGUUUCUCCUGGGUUGUGAAUUUUACCAAGAAUGAGCCUAAAUACUUCAUUGACAGCAUCUCAUUUUCCUACAACACCACAGAUAGUAUAACAUUUCCUGAUGCUGAAGAUAAAGGAAUUGUUACUGUUUAUGAUUCUUUGGAAGUCAGCAUUCCAUUGAAUAACGUCUUUAGAUGCAAUAGUUUAUUAACUUAUGAAAAGAACAGUGUUGUCCAGCACUAUUGGGAUGUUCUUGUUCAAGCUUUUGUCCAAAAUGGCACAGUGAGCAGAAAAGAAUUUCUGUGUGAGGAAGACAAAGGUUUCACAACAGUGGCACCCGUCGUUCACACCACUGUGCCCUCUCCUACUACCACACCCACUCCAGAGGAAAAGCCACAAGUUGGAAAUUAUUCAGUGAGCAGUGGCAAUACCACAUGCCUGCUGGCUACCAUGGGACUGCAGCUGAACAUCACUCAGGAUAAGGUUGCUUCAGUUAUUAAUGUCAACCCCACCUCAACUGGCUUCACUGGCAGCUGCCAACCCCAGACUGCUCAGCUUAGGCUGAACAGCAGCAUCAUUAAGUAUCUUGACUUUGUCUUUGCUGUGAAAGAUGAAAACCGAUUCUAUCUGAAGGAAGUGAAUGCCAGCAUUUAUUUGGCUAAUGGCUCUGUUUUCAGCAUUGCAAAUAACAACCUCAGCUACUGGGAUGCCCCCCUGGGAAGUUCUUAUAUGUGCAACAAAGAGCAGACUGUUUCGGUGUCUGGAACAUUUCAGAUAAAUACCUUCAGUCUAAAGGUUCAGCCUUUCAAUGUGACAGAAGGAAAGUAUUCUACAGCCCAGGAGUGUUCGCUGGAUGAUGACACCAUUCUAAUACCAAUUAUAGUUGGUGCUGGUCUUUCAGGCUUGAUUAUCGUUAUAGUGAUUGCUUACCUAAUUGGCAGAAGAAAAAGUUAUGCUGGAUAUCAAACUCUGUAACACUAGCCCAUAUGUGAUCUCUGUUGCAAAAUAAUAAAGCAAGUACAAGUUCCAACAUGAAUUACUACUCAGUUCAGUGUACAUUUAGUUAGUCUUGCUCUUAGAAUGGGUGGUUUGGGAGAUUUCUGAUUUAAACUAAAACAUCAAAAAAAACCAAAAAAACAGAAAUAGAAAAAAAAACUACAAAUUAGCCAUUGAUUUUUGGUUUCUAGAACCAAGAAAUUUAAAAGUAUCAUUUCCAUAGCAAAACAUCUGGAUUAGAGGUUUUAUUUCACAGCCUUGACUUAAUAUUUUAGUGGUUUCAUUUAAAUAUUCUGGAUAGAAAAAUAGUUUAGGAAAAUCUUUUUAAAAAGAUUAUUCUGCAUGAUUUUGAAUUAGGGCAACAUUCUACAGUGGAUUUGUACUUGCUCCUUUUGCAUUUCAUUGUGAUUUUGUUUGCAGGUUAACUUAGCUACUUUGGCAUUGUUGCAUAUUUGAUCUAGGAGGGAGAUGUUAGUAGAUUUGAAUGGGGCCUAGUAAUAUGUUUUUACCAAUGAAUGUUUUUUCUUAUGCUUUUCAAUGCAUUUGUGUUUAAUGUGGCCAUAAUGGCAAAAUAUACAAAAACCUUUUACAUUGUAGAACAGGUGAAAUUCUUGCUUUAUUCUUUUUAAAAAACUGGUCAUGUCAAUCUUUUAAUUUGCAAGACUUAAACAAACAAAUAUAAAUGAAUAGAUUGCAAGACAGAAGACUAUCCCAACUGGGCAUUUCAGCCUGUUUUUUAGGUGCUCUAGAGAUAAUUGCUAGGUGCCAACUGAGAGUAUUAGUCCUUUGUACCCAUAAAUUGGUCUCAACAUGCAGUACUAAAAUUAAUGAAGAUUUCUCUUUAACCUUCAAGUCUUCCUUGUUGGUGGCAGUGUGUUCUAUUUUUUUAAAUGCCAGUAUGCCCUAGAACCUAGAUAAAGAAGUAUACUUAUGUAUGCUUAGAAAAUAACUUGUACCUAACUCAAAAUUUUGAUCUUAGUUCAUUAAAAAGUUAUUGGUUUCCAGUUUGCAUUAAUUGCUACAGCAUUUAUUAAUUUGGCUUUUACAUUUAAAUGGCUCUGUGCUAAUAAAAACUUACACUGUUCAAAAAAAGAAAGAAAUAAUAUUUAGGGCCGGGAUUGUAGCUCGGUGGCACUGCACCUGCCUUGCAAGUGCAAGGUCUUGAGUUCGAUCCCUGGUACCGGAAACAAAAAAAAAAAGAAAGAAAAACUACACUGUUUUUGUUAUAGUACAAUCAUUAAUUCAUGUAUUCUGUAUUUAGUUUUGUGCUCUGAGAGAGGCACCUAUUGUCCAUUUGCUCUGUACCACCCAACUAUUCCUUGUAGCUUCCAGGUGAUCUUUCCUUAUAUGUAUAAAUAUUGGUGAGACUGAGCAAGUACAUUUUAAAAAUAAUUGUUAUAUAAAAAAUUGAUACAUAGCCAUUAGAGAAAGAUUCCUUUGGUUAUUUGGGGAGGGUAUAUUAUGUGUUUCCCACUCACCAGAAAAUGAGGACCUCUCAGGGUUCCAAAAUAUGUUGAAUGCAUUGUUACAGGCAUGCGCACACAUAUAGGCAAUUGCAUGCUAACAUGUACAUGUCUGUAACUGUCUUGAGUUAUAUUGGAGUGGUAAAUAAUUUCCCUCACUUAAAUUUGCUGUCUGUUUAGCCUGUAGACCUUACUGACUCAAAAUCAGAUUCCUCACUAACCCCUCUUCUAGAGCUACAUUGAGCUGCAGUGCCAGCUUAAACCACUUCUUAAAGAUUAAAUAUGAGUUAUUAAACAGAUAUUUUUAUUUAAACUGUUUUACUAUAAAAUUGUUAAUCUUAUAAAAAUGGAUAAUGCUUUUAAGGAUGUGGGCCUCACAUAUUUCUCUUGAGUGAAAACAAAACAGCUUUUUUUUUUAGUAAAAAUUGGAAGCACAAAUGGUUGCAGUGGCUUAAUGCUGUUAAUGUUUCUAAAAGUUUCUACAUUUAGAGUACAUAUCAGAUACUAAAAUACCUCUGAUAAACACUGUUUUAUAGAAAAUCUGACUUCAGCAAAUAUUUUUGUAUUUUACAUGGGCCAGUUUAUAUACUGCUAUUUACACUAUUACUUCCUAAAGCCGGAUGUUCUUCAUACCCUUUGUAGUUUUUUGCUUUGUUUUACUGGGUUUGUGCCUUGAUGAUAAUACACUAUUUAGUUUUGGGUGCUUUUCAUGUCUUACAAUUUUCAUGAAGAAACUGGUCCAUGUAAAUGCUUUUCAUGUUUUCUCCUCAAAUGUUUAAACCACUAGUCGAUGUAUGGUAUCUAUCUUUAGAUAUUUGCUUGUCUGUUUGCUCAACAUUGCUUCUAAAAACAAUAAAGAUUCUUUUAUUUCUUAA
Molecule: messenger RNA, 3713 nt
Organism: Fukomys damarensis (Damara mole-rat)
Lineage: Eukaryota; Metazoa; Chordata; Mammalia; Rodentia; Bathyergidae
Gene: Lamp2
Product: lysosomal associated membrane protein 2
Exons: 9
Coding region: 119-1354 (411 amino acids)
Cellular component (GO): membrane
Source: RefSeq, a predicted model, not a curated record